CCCUCCACCAUAGCAGAGAGUGGUGAUAUCCAGAGCACCCAGGCUGAGAGCCAUACACACACAGGAAGCCCAGACCUGUCCACUGAGCACAGCACAACCAUGGGAGUGGAGAUAGAGACCAUCACCCAAGGAGACGCAAGAACUUUCCCCAAGAAGGGUCAGACAUGUGUUGUCCACUACACAGGUAUGCUGCAAAACGGAAAGAAGUUUGAUUCAUCCAGAGACAGAAACAAGCCCUUCAAAUUUCGAUUAGGGCGGUCAGAAGUGAUUAAAGGAUGGGACGAUGGCAUUGCACAGAUGAGUUUGGGUCAACGAGCCAAAUUGACCUGUUCACCAGAUGUUGCAUACGGACCCACUGGACAUCCAGGAGUCAUCCCUCCCAAUGCUACCUUGGUUUUUGAUGUGGAGCUUUUAAAAAUUGAGUGAGCGUAUACAAGGGCAGGCUGAAAAAAAGAUCUCCAAAACCAUUAUCCACCUCUUCCUUUACCUGACCACCUCCACCACCAUCAUCCUCACUGCUGGAGAAGUCGACAAGAUCGAAUAGGGCCACUUCAGCAGAAAGGGGCCACACAAGUCUUCACAUUAUACUACCAUGACAUUGUCAAAGCAGACUGCAUUGGCUUACAUUGCAGUCUCCUCUGGCAUUAUUAUGACAGGACUACGGAAUUUAUGGUCUUCAAACGUAGGUUGAGUUUAGCAUUGAAUCCAGGCAGGCUCUUACCAUGUUCCUUGAGAUAUGAAGAACUCAUUGAUCUCCCAUAGCAUCUUUUUCAUCUAGAUCGGUGAUGCUGGUUCAUGCUCAAGAUAUAUACGAGGACCUUCCAAAUCACAUACAUUCCAUACAUAGUUUCUGUACACAAAUUUUCACUGUUGAGAAAGUGUCCGUAGGUUUGUGAUAUAUCGGUGGUGUCAUUCAUUGGCUGUUUAUAGGCUGGAAUUCAUCUGCCAUGUGCUUUCAUCACAAAAAUGUAUAAAAUAUGAAUGUAUCUAGUGUGUGGCCGGUUUGAAGCCAGAACGGAAAACCACUUGCUGCUGAUCCUUAAAGUCGUCCUAUUCUUGGCAGCUAAAAGAGGCAGUCCCCAAAAUCGAAGAUCAAACUGCAUUCAACCAGUGUAGUCAAGUGCAAAGGUCUUCAAAAAUAAUUUUAUUUUAGUUUUAAUUUUAGUGAGCCCAGUUUGGCAUAUAGUAUUACAUUUUUUUGUAUUUUAUUUUCUGUACACAGUUGGCUAAUUUUACUCAAAAUGGUCUUUCAAAAUAUUUAAAUCAUGCAUGUAGUUUUUUUAAUUUAUUUUUUUAUUAAUAAUUUUACUAUACUGUAUGGAAGACUAAAAAAAAUGACAAAAAUUUGCCAAAGGGACUGCCUCUUUAAAGGACCUUAAGGAAAACCUACCUAUAUUACCUUAUUUUUCUCUUUUUUUUUUUAUGCAUUCAUCAAAGUAUCUUCCCAGAUCUUGGCCUCAGCCCAGAAAAAAAAAAUGUAAGGAAAUAAAAGAAGUACACAAAAAAAACAACAAUCUGCUCCACAAGAUAGGGGGCGCUCAUUGCUGUUAUUGUCAUUUUAUUUUCUUAAGUGGUGUCUGUGUUUUUUUGUCUUGAAGCUUAAAAACGUUGUUGAUUUCUAAGAAGAAGACAAGCAAAGGGGAAAGAAAAAAAGAUUACAACCACAAACACGUCUGCUAUUUUUGGCUCUAACACUCUCUAAGUUGUACAUUUUGUUAAGCAUUUCCUUCCAGUUCGGUCAGUGGUUUUUGGAAAUUGGGUGUUAAUGGAAGUGGCCAUUUUGUGUGGUGAACCAAUCAUGAGAACUUAAGCUAAGGAAGAGCUCCUCUUAACUUGUAAAUCUAAGUCUAAAUUCCGCCUCAUUCUGUUCUGUUAAAGGGGUUGUACAAGAAAGCACAAAAAGGGAGUCACACUCCAUAAUAGGCUUUGUAUGGUAUUGGAGAUCAGGCUUCUCCAAAGGAAUGAGGCUAAGCAGUAAUACCUGUCAUGGUCCAUGGACAAGAGUGAGUCUCUUUUUUUUUUCAAAUUUACCCCCGCUUUAAAUUGGCUAUUGACAAGAAUUUUUGUUCCAUUGGUUGGGAAAAUUCUUUAGAGAGAUCCCAUGAAGGCUCAUUUUUGCGUCAGUGUGUCUACAGCCAAUUGGCGUGACUAUUUUUGGUCUCUACUUAACAACCCAAGCCUUUCCAUGUGCUAGAACUUAUACCGCUACUUCAUUUCUCAGGGUUCAGUGAUUAGAAAACUGAUGCUCAAUUGGCUCAACAAUCAAAAUGGCUUCCUCCAAAGUUGCGUGGAAUUUUUUUUCUGAUUUGUAAAGCUCCGAUGGGAUGUCUGGAAGCAAGAACCUUUGAUUUGCAUAUGGCAUAAUUCACACUACAAAAAAAUAGAGAAAUAGUUAUAUACAAGAUGAAGCCCACUGCCUUACAGUACACUUAGGAAAGGAGGUGCUCGGGGAAGUUCUCAGUACAUUGUGCACACAACUGGGCAUUAGCUAACAGUUAUCUGCUGUAUUACACCGACUCAGUCCUGUAAGUCUCGCUUGCUGCUGAUCGAAACAGAGCCUCUCCUUUAACUACGUAUAUACAGAUCUAUAUAUAUAUUACAAAGAAGAAUAAAUUUUAAGAAAGUCA
Messenger RNA from Bufo gargarizans (Asiatic toad), 2627 nucleotides. It is a transcript of the gene FKBP1B, whose product is annotated as FKBP prolyl isomerase 1B. NCBI's taxonomy places the organism in Eukaryota, Metazoa, Chordata, Amphibia, Anura, Bufonidae. Gene Ontology annotation, molecular function: peptidyl-prolyl cis-trans isomerase activity. The record is from RefSeq and is a predicted model, not a curated record. The transcript has 4 exons. The coding region runs from base 100 to 426 and encodes 108 amino acids.